Messenger RNA from Cavenderia fasciculata, 1344 nucleotides. RefSeq names its product cellular retinaldehyde-binding/triple function domain-containing protein. The coding region runs from base 1 to 1344 and encodes 447 amino acids. The record is from RefSeq and is a predicted model, not a curated record. Gene Ontology annotation, molecular function: lipid binding. The transcript is spliced from 2 exons. NCBI's taxonomy places the organism in Eukaryota, Evosea, Eumycetozoa, Acytosteliales, Cavenderiaceae.
AUGACAGAUUUAUCAAUAGAACAAACAAGAAUAUUAGCAGACUUUAGAGUAUUUAUUGAUCAGAAUGCAAAAGAAUGGAAGGAAAAGUUGGGACUAGCUAGUCAAUUAGAACUAUGGCAUAUCAAUUUGGAAGUAGAAUCACCUCUUCGUGAUAUGAUAUUGAUCAAGUUUCUAAGGGCAAGAGAUUUUAAAUUGGAUUGUGCACAGACGAUGCUGUACAAUACAUUUGUGUGGAGAAAAGAGUUUAAUGUUGAUAAUCUAGUCAAUGAACAGUUCCCAGAGUAUGACAAUAUCGGUAGUAUUGGUGUAGAUCGGUUGGGAAGACCUGUCAUGUACAACUACUACUGCAAUAUCGAUGUCAACAAGAUAUUUGCCAAUGGUGACGUUUCAACGUUUCUUCGUUGGAAGGUGAGUCAGAUGGAAACAUCCAUCAAAUCAUUGGCAGAGAAUGGAUGGAAAGAGAGUCAGAUGUUGGUAGUACACGACUAUAAAGAUGUAUCACUCUUUAGCAUGGACUCUCGUACCAAACAAGCAUCCAAACAAACCAUCCAACUCUUGCAAGACAACUAUCCAGAGAUCCUAGCCGUCAAAUAUUUCAUAAACAUCCCUUGGUUCUUUGAACGUCUAGUUAAUCUAUUUACAUCUGAAAGAACUAAAAAGAAGUUUGUUGUUUGUGAUAGUAAUUCUUAUCGUCAUCAUUUAUUAGAAAAUAUUGAUAUUACAAAGCUGCCAGCUAAAUAUGGUGGAUUAAAUAAUAUUCAACAAGAUGGCAACAACAUAGAAGACACUACCGCCGCCACCACCACCAAGGGUGAUAAUGAACAAGAUAAAGUACAAUCAGUUACUUUAAAAUCCAAGGAAUCACACAAGAUUAAUCUUGGUACACUUUUACCUGGUACUACAGUGUCUUGGGAAUUUACAACAGAAUCUAAUGAUAUUGGAUUUAGUAUUGUAAUAGAUAAUUCUCCAUCAUCAUCAUCAUCAUCAUCAGGUGAUGGUGAUAAUAAUAAUAAUAAUAACAAAAACAACUACCAACCAGCACUUGAUAGAACAGUUCAUGAAUUCAAUGCUGGUGAAUUUACAACUGUCCGUGAUGCCAAAUAUUUGUUCAUAUUUGAUAAUAACCACUCCAUGUUUAAACAAAAAUUGGUUCAUUACAAGAUAGCUGUUAAAUCAGCUGCCAUUCCAACUCCUACUCCAACCACUGUGCCAAUCUUAAAUCAAGUUGGUUCUUCUACUGCUACAACAACUUUGGAACCUACGGUGGACGAUAAAAAACAAGAAGAAACAGUUGAUGCUACUACCACCACAACAUCACCUGAUCACGACCAAAUCGACGAAUAA